GAAGAAGAACGUUAAACAAAACACUGAUAAAAAUUCCUCUCUUCUGCCAUCAAUCUUCGCCAGUUAUUUGUUAAAUUUUGCAUUCACCGACAAUGGAAACCUACGAAAGUGUACUGUUAAUCAAAAGUGAAGCAUUCGUUUUCAAAAUUCCACCCAGAGCGAGCAAUAGAGGAUACAGGGCCUCCGACUGGAAUUUACAGGAGCCUCAAUGGGUCGGACGAAUGAGACUCGUUGCCAAAGGCAAAGACUGCAUAUUGAAAUUAGAAGAUAAGAUGUCAGGUGAACUUUUCGCUCAAUGUCCCAUUGAUGUCUACCCCGGCCCAGCUGUCGAAGCUGUUGCUGACUCGUCCAGAUACUUUGUCUUGCGAAUUCAAGAUGAUAAUGGUCGGAUGGCAAACAUUGGUCUAGGAUUUGCAGACAGAUCUGACAGUUUUGAUUUGAAUGUAGCACUACAGGAUCAUUUUAAGUGGCUGAAGAAAACUCAAGAAAUAGAGCAAGAAAAAGAAGCGCCAAAACCAGAGCUAGACCUACGUUUCAAGGAAGGCGAAACCAUUAAGAUUAACAUGAAAAUCACUAAAAAAGACGGAAGCGAAGUAAAUAGUAAACCUAAGAAUCGGCCAACAUCAUCAGGUGGGCUACUGCCACCCCCGCCAGGCGGAGUAAAAAUCAACCCUCCCUCUCAGAAUUCCUCUCCCUCUCAUCAUGCAAACCCAAGCAGUGCAGCUGGCUGGGGUGACUUUGCCAGCGCCUCCAAUCCAAGUUCAACAUCCAAUCAGCCCUCAAGCACAGCAACUACUCCCAGCAAUCCUAAUUGGGUACAAUUUUAAUCUUCUUUGAUCUUGAAUCAUCGACUCUAUCUCAUUACUAGGUAAUAGUUAAGUUGAUCAGCUCAAGCACACAGAUUUGUCUUGUUUGAUGUAGAGUUUAAUGGAAAUAUCAGAGGUAUUUAUGAUGAAAAAGCAAUUCAAUAAUCUAACGCUAAUAGCAGAUUAAAAAAUAUCAUCUCUUGGGCAUUUUUUCCUCCUUUUUUAAACAAUGGCAAGUCCCUACCAAGUAUUUCUUUCAAAUUUAUUUUUUCUUUUUAAUAUUUAUUAUAGGUUAUUCUUAGAUGAGUCUUCUUGAUAACAACUUUAGAAACUUGUAGAGAGUAGCCAAUAAGUUUGUUUUUCUUCUUCUUUUUAUACACUUCAAAUUCUUUGUUUUUCAUCAUAGGCAAAUCUAACAUCUAUUUACAGUUGUGCCUCCUUGCUACACUAUCUAUUAUCAAUGAAAUACAUAUCUGCCUCAAUCAGAAUUUGUACCAAUUUCCUAUGUUUGUGUCUCUACAUUGACCUGUCUGUGUGCUUUUGCUGAGAAUAAGGAUGAAAUAUGUAUAAUUUGCAAGUCUCUAUAUAGUAAUAUUUACAUAAUUUGUUUAUUUGGAAGUGUAACAGUAUAAUCAGCAAUUAUUCAAAGGCGCAAGUGUACUUGUGAAACAGUCACCUAGGAAACCCUGCCCAGCUCUGUAUAGCAUUUAAUCUCUGUGCUGCUCAUACAUCAUUUCUCAUUUUUGGUGAAUUUCCAAGUUCAUAUCAAAUCUCAGCUGCAGUCAGUAUUUUUGUUGCUUUAGAUGUUUCCGCACCGAAAUCUGCCAAACAUCAAUUUAUCAGCGGUUUUUGUUGAAAUUAUUCUUGUCUGUUUGUAUGGGAUCUGUAAAGCAUGUUUCAUCAAAUUAUUUUGUUAUUUUUUCUCAGAUUUUGUUUUCUAAAAUGUAAAAUAUUUAGAUGGUGAACCGUUCAGCGAAAAUUAUGGUUUGAUCUCCUUCUAAAACUUUAAACUCUACAGUUGCAGAAAUUUGAUUAUUAGAUUUUGUUUGUCUCUCUAUUUCUGUUUUUAUUAUUUUUUUGUUCUUUUGCUUCCCUUUCUUUUAAAUUUUGAAAAAGGGAGACCUAAAAUUGUACAACCAACAACACAUAUGUAAUAUUCAAGCAAUUUCCGAUCAUUGCAUGCUUGAUCUGUUUAUUAUUCACUUAAAAAAAAGAAAAAGUUUUGUUAAAUUUAAAAAUUAGCAUCAAAGAAUCAAUUUCUAUCUUUAUUUUUUCAGAAAUUAUCACUGUUCAACGUGUGGAUCAUAAUAUUUUUUGUGUGGAUUCAUCUUUUGCAUUUAUUGUUUAAAUUUAACUUGCUGAUGGGUAUCAAUGCUCAUUUUACGUCUAUUUCGUGCCUACAGAGUUAAAAAUGUUAGCAAAACUGAAUGAUCCUUCGUUAUGUUUUCUUCUAGGCUGAGUUGAAGUUGUUAAUGUUAAAGAUUCUAAGAUUAAUGCACAGAGAUUAUUCUUUGUUAUAUUUUUGUUAUAUCAUUGUACAUUGAUAUUAGUUAAUUACAUAUAUGAAAUGCAGAGAGGAAAAGUUUAGCGAAAAAUUCCCAACCUGUAUUUUGAGUUGCAGCAAUCAGUUGGUAGUCAACACCCACAAACUAUGUACUUUCUCUGAGGUGGCUCAGCAAAAUAUCUUAUUUGUUAAUCCAGCUGAAACUUACAGGAAUACAGCUAAUUCUCCAACUUGUAUGAAAAUCUACAUCCUUUUGUCAGGCAAAAAUUGGCAGUUACGUCUAAACUUUUUUUCUCGGUAAAAUUGUUAUAAUACAAUAUUUUUGAUUUAAAAGUCUGUAGCAUUUUAAAAUCGUGGCGAAAUGCUAAUAUUGUUUUACUCUGUUUCUGAGUGUUCCUGGGGGAGCGGAAUCUGCUUUAUCUAGCUUGACCUUUUCAAAAUUGAAAAAUUAAAUUAGAGAGGAAAAAAAAAAAAAACAUAUCUUGUGAAAAAUCACAAGUAUGCGAAAUUUGAGAAAAUCAUUCCUUGUAGAAGUUUUAGAAUCGCCUUAAUUUAAAGUCUAUCUACUAAAAAGACUAAAAGACAUGGGUAUCAUCACGGUAUCGUAAUGGAGAAAUGCCAGAAUAAAAUUCCCACACAAUAAAAAGGAAUCGAGAUACCUCAGAAUUUUUUCUCUAGGGAGAGUUUUUAUGUCUGCGCAUCAAAAGAUUUUGGAAAUUUUUAAAUUUUGAAUCAUAGUAACAGGGCUUUUUCUAGAUAUUUUUAAUGAUAGCGGAUUUGAAAAGCCAGGGUAAUUGUUCAGGCAUACAAACUCUGGAAAUGCUGAAUUUGAAUAAUAAGGUCAUAAAUACAGUAAAGACUCAUUAAAGUUAAGUAUGCAUUUUUAGCUCAGACUGCUUAGAGCAAAGUCUCUCUGUCUCUUCGCAAAGGAUACUUGUUUUGAAGAGGAAAAAACUGAAUUUCUGUAAUCACGACCCAAAUUAGGCCAGGAUUUUGCCUCUUGAAUUAACAAAGAGCAGCAGAUUUCUCCUCCCUCUUCCCCAAGUGAUGUAUUAUUUAGUGUGUAUUUUAACGAAUUAAAUGUAGUUUUAAGUCAACUUGUAAAAGUAUAAAUUUUAUUUAGGCUCAGUUAUCUCUUCAGUUCAAGAAAUGUAAGAUCAUUGUUGAUACGUUCAGUAUUAUUUCCUCUCCCUUCUGCAGAAAUUUUUGCUUUUCAUUUUAGAUGGACCGAGGGAAUUCUUCAUCACCAAUGUGCCAAUACUGUUUCUUAAUAAUAGCUUCUUUAAAUUUCUGCUGGAAGAGGAUCCUUUUGUGGAAAAUCAGUUAACAUAAUCGACUGCAUUCCCGCAAGUUUAAUGUUUUUACCAUGUAUUUCAUUACAGACCUCUUUCAGCCCCAAAGAUUUGUUAGUUCACACAAGAUUUCAUGUUGCCGACUUAACACUAGUUUUUAUAUCAUCUUCAAGCAGAGGAGCAAAAGUUAUUUUUCUUGUUGUUAGGCUCUUACAUCUCUUAAAGUUGUUCCGAACCUCAAAGCACCUAUGGAAAUGUAGCUUAAAAUAUAUUUUUAUGAUCCUCUGAAAAUCUUUAAGUAUUGAGGAAGUGAUAAGAGUCCCCUCGCUCAGUAUCAUCAUUACUUUGAUCUUUUUAUUUCUGUUUUGUUGUAUGCCAAUAAUAUUCUGCAUUAUCUUUAUUAUAUCACUCACAUUCCACUAGAUUACAGUUGUAUAAUACUUUGUAGAAAAUAUUAAAUCUACACUAGCAAUCAUUGAACUAAAAA
This is a messenger RNA of Bemisia tabaci, 4089 nucleotides long. RefSeq names its product NECAP-like protein CG9132. Gene Ontology annotation, biological process: endocytosis. Gene Ontology annotation, cellular component: membrane; clathrin vesicle coat. Lineage: Eukaryota; Metazoa; Arthropoda; Insecta; Hemiptera; Aleyrodidae. The record is from RefSeq and is a predicted model, not a curated record.